UUGGAUGGCUGGAGCAGUCAGGAGGCUGCUCGGGAGGGGAGACAGACAAGACAUCGCUCUCCUAUUCUGCACUUCCCGUCUCCUGCUUUUCUGUUUUUAUAUAUGAUCAUUAUUUGUCCUCCAGCCAGCCGCGUGUUGCUGCGUCCCGCUGCGCUCCAGAGGCGGGUUGGGGACGAAGGAACGGGAAAGAAGUAAAGGAGGGAGGAAGAGUUGUUGACGCAUCGUAGGAGCGAGUGGGCACGCCAAGCCUUCACUUUUUUUCGCUCUCUCUCUCUCUCCGAUAUGCGACCUGCAGGACGCCGCGCCGCCAGCGACGUGCGCCUCUGAACCCGGAGAGAGACGCAGAGAGGAGGCGGGAGGAGCACGGGAUGGAGUAGCGGCUCCGCACGGCUCAGCUCGGGAGGAGCGACAGAAACAAGCGGCAGCAUCUCUUUUUCUAAACCAGUUAUUUGAUUUAUUGUUUCGUCUGCUGAAAACUCAGAGGGAGACGCUGUUUUUUGGUUUUUGGCCCACACUGAUGUUUGUGCGCACAGUUUGCUUUUGGUGGCAAAAUACGGAAUAAUCUGUGGCUGUCAUUUCCUGUAGAGUACCUGCUGCUGCUGCACACAGAUUGGACGAGGACAGAGGUGCAAAUCGGACUCCAUACAUUUGUGAUUGGAUGUAAGAAUAUUUUGACCUCUCAAAAUUGAAGAUGAUGUUGCUAUGGAAACUGCUACUGCUGCAGUCACUUGUGGGGUGCCUUGCAGAGAGCAGUGUCCUGCAGAGUCCUGUCUUCACCAAGCAGCCGGGCAGCAUUGUGUAUCCUGUACACACAGUGGAGAACAACAGGGAGGUAGUGUUCAGCUGUGAAGCCCAGGGAAGCCCACCUCUCAUGUACCGAUGGAAAUUGAAUGGAACAGAAAUCAUUCACAAAGCUGGAUUUCACUACAGCCUUUCUGGAGGCAACCUCAGAAUCAGUCGUCUGAACAAAGACCAAGAUGCUGGAACAUAUCAGUGCCUUGCCUCCAACUCUUUUGGGACAAUUGUCAGCCGGGAGGCCAGUCUAACCUUUGCAUACUUGGAAAAUUUUAAGACUCAAAGACGGAGCUCUGUAUCUGUACGUGAGGGUCAAGGAGUGGUUCUUCUGUGUGGUCCUCCCCCACACUCUGGAGAUCUGAUCUUUUCUUGGAUUUUCAACGAGUUUCCAACAUUUGUGAAGCAAGACACUCGACGCUUCAUCUCACAGGAGACAGGAAAUCUGUACAUUGCUAAAGUGGAGCCUUCAGAUGUUGGCAAUUACACCUGUGUGGUGACCAACACCGUCACGAAAACCCGUGUCCAAGGCCCACCUACUCCAUUAGUGCUCCGUAGUGAUGGCGUUAUGGGUGAAUAUGAGCCAAAAAUUGAAGUGCAGUUUCCAGAGGUCAUUCAAGUUUCAAAAGGAUCUACAGUAAAACUGGAAUGUUUUGCUCUGGGAAACCCUGCACCCUCUAUAAGUUGGAGGAGAGUGGACAGAGUGCCCUUCCCCAGAAAAGUUGACACGAGAAAGACGAGUGGAGUCCUAGAAAUCCCGUAUUUCCAGCAGGAGGAUGCUGGCACGUAUGAAUGUGUGGCCGAGAACUCGAGAGGAAUGAACACAGUGAGGGGAAAGCUCUCUUUUUAUGCUCCACCUCAUCUCAUCGAGAAGCCCCAGGAUGUCCAGAAGCUCAUCGAUGACUCACUGGUGUGGGAGUGCAAAGCCACAGGGAAGCCCAAACCCUCUUACAGAUGGAUGAAAAAUGGAGAAAACCUGGAGUCUGCAGAGGAGCGCAUACAGGUCGCCAAUGGUAUUUUGUCAAUCAUUCGCCUGACCCUUUCCGACACGGGAAUGUAUCAGUGUGUUGCUGGGAAUAAGCAUGGUGAGGUCUACUCCAAUGCAGAGCUGCGAGUGAUAGCUGUUGCCCCAGAUUUUUCUCACAAUCAGCUACGGAGCCAAACGCUGGUGAGGGUAGGAGGAGACGUUCUCAUCGAGUGCAAACCCAAAAUGUCACCUUGGGGUGUGAUCUUAUGGCGAAGGGGCAGCGAGCCCCUCCAUGAGAGCAACAGAGUUUCCAUCCUGGACAACGGCAGCCUUCGGAUCUGGAAUGUCACCAAAUCCGACACGGGCCUUUACACCUGCACAGCCAGAAACCAGUUUGGAGUGGCGAGCAGCACAGGAACUGUCACAGUUAAAGAGCCGACCAUCAUCACUACCCAGCCCUCUACGCUGGACAUCACAGUCGGGGAAAGUGUAGUCCUACCCUGUCAAGUGAGCCACGACCCAUCUCUGGAGCUCAAGUUCACCUGGUUCUUCAACGAACAGCUCAUCCACUUUGGGAACCACGGUGAAUUCUUUGAAAAAGUGGGGGGUCAGCAUUCGGCAGGAGACAUUAUGAUUCGAAACAUCCAGCUGAGGCAUGCAGGGAAGUACACGUGUGCAGUGCAAACCAAGGUGGACAGCAUUUCCAUUGCAGUGGACUUGGUUGUUCGAGGUCCCCCAGGCCCCCCCACUGGCAUCCAUGUAGAAGAAAUCACUGAUACYACAGCCUCUCUGUCCUGGAGGCCUGGUCCUGAUAAUCACAGUCCAAUUACAGCAUACACCAUCCAGGCCAGGACACCAUUUUCCCUGGGGUGGCAGGCUGUCACCACAGUUCCUGACAUGGUUGGGGGCCACCAGUUGACAGCUACAGUAAUAGACCUGAACCCUUGGGUGGAGUAUGAGUUUCGAGUCCUGGCAAGCAACAGAAUUGGAACGGGUGAACCCAGCAAGCCAUCGAAACAAGCAAGGACAAAGAGCAACUCUCCGAAGGUCACUCCAGCUAGUGUGAGUGGAGGUGGAGGCAGUCGCUCCGAAUUAGUCAUCACAUGGGAGCCUGUUCCAGAGGAGCUACAGAACGGACCGGGGUUUGGCUAUGUGGUGGCUUUUCGUCCUCAUGGUGCCACAGGCUGGAUGCAGGCAGCCGUCCCAUCACCUGAGGCUUCCAGAUAUGUCUUUAAAAAUGAGAGCAUCCAGCCAUUCUCACCUUUCCAUGUCAAGGUUGGAGUUUACAACAAUGAAGGGGAGGGGCCAUUUGGAUCUGUUACCACCAUCUACUCUGCUGAGGAGGAGCCCAGCCGAGCUCCCACCAGGGUUCGGGCCAAAAGCCUCUCUGCAUCUGAAAUUGAAGUCUGGUGGAAAGCCCUGCCCUGGAACGCCAGCAGGAGAAGAGUGCUGGGUUAUGAGCUGAGGUACUGGAGUAGAAGUGAAAAGGAAGACAUGGCCAGCAUGCAGAGGACCGUAGGAAAUCAAACAUCUGCUGUUAUCGUCGGGCUGAGAGGCAGCACCACAUAUUACAUCUCAGUGAGGGCGUAUAACACUGCUGGGACGGGACCACCCAGCACCACCGUCAAUGUGACCACCAAAAAACCACCGCCCAGUCAGCCACCUGUUAAAGUAAUGUGGAAUACAUCAAACUCCAAGAUUAUUCUGAACUGGGAGCAGGUCAGAGCCCUGGAGAAUGAGUCAGAAGUGACUGGUUACAAAGUGCUGUACAAGAAAAAUCAACACAGCCAGCCCAGUGUCAUGGAAACCAACACCACCUCGGUGGAGCUCACUCUUCCCACUGAUGGGGAUUAUAUCAUCCAAAUAAAGCCUUUCGGGGAGGGAGGGGAUGGCAGCAGUAGCAAGCAGAUCACCAUCCCAAAGAUACCAGGCCCCAAUGCAGUGGGCUCAGCGUCUAAGGUCUCCACUCUGUCAGCCCUCAGUACAAUAGCUCUGUCUUUCACAGCACGGACAUCUUUAUGACAAACAGCUCUCAGCAGACGUUGCAUCUGAUGUGGUGUCAGAAACACAGCCCACUCUGGUGUAACUAGAUCCGUUCAUUAAGAUUUUAGUGAAAGAGGGAAGACUCUGAGGGGUAAAAAUGAAAAGUGUGUCACCGAGAGGACAGAUGUGGAGUGGCUUUCAGCACCCUGGCCAGGUAAAGGCGACUGACUGAUGUCGUGACUAUGUUGUUACCAAAGCAGCUUUCAUAUGAGAGAAAUAUAGAAAAUAAAAAGGUCUUAUAUGCAUCUUUUUGUAUGACAUGUUGAGCUUUUAUAGAUUUUCCUUUCCUAAUGGGUUUGGAGAUGGUCUGGGCUUGUUGGGUGAGAACAUUUAAAUGCAUGGAAAAUACUGCUGUUCAGUUUUACAGUUUGAAGAGAAAGAAUAUAAUAUGAGAGCUUUUCUGUUAUCAUGAAUAAUCAGAUAAUAUCAGAGUGUUUGGUACCAACAAGACAGGUUUCUUUAUUUUCAGACAUGUAAAUGAACUUCUAGCUGGUACGUCUGUGCAUUUAUAGUUCUAUAAUAUGUCUUUUUUUUUUUUACCCAAAUGGCAUUUUUGAUGUUAAUGUCACCGUUUCUUUUUUGUUUGUUUGUUUGUUUGCUUUUUUUCUUACAGACUGUAAAUAUGGGGGGCAGCAAUAAAUCAAUGCUAAUGCUAUACAAUUUUAAUAUGAAAAAUUGGAAAGUUCUUUUAAAAUGUUUUUUCUUAAUGAAAUGUGUUUUCUUUUCAUGUCUGCAAACAAGGGAAAAAAAGUUUUGUCAAUUUUUGUUUUGCUAGAAAAAAUAUUGUCUUGAAACGCUGUAAUCAUUCCUUUUGCACAAUGAAAGAGAGUGUAGAAAAGGACCCUUCAAAGCUUAGCCAAUGUGCUGUGGUCUCUGUGUAAAUCAUGUCUAAAAUUUUAGCUAUGAAUUAACCAAGACAGAUAAUCCACUUUGGCUCUGCAUCAGUGGUAAAUAGCUCAUCUUUCGGAUGAUGUAAAUAAAUUAARUUAAAUUGUUAUAUAGCACCAAUUUACAACAAAAGUCAUCUUAGGACAAUACACAAAGAUGUAACAAGUUCAAAUGAUAAAAUUGCUGCUCUUCUAAACAAAACGUACUGGGCCAGGCAUAGUUUCUGUGGAGAGAUGAAGAGAGAUCACAAUUUUAAUAAGUCAUAAUUACAAAUACAAAAAUGGAGAGCAGAGCAAGAAAAGACAGCAGCAGGAUGAGGAAAUGGGGUCAGUUUGUCCUCCAACAGUCUAAGCUUAAAGCAGCAGAACUUUGGAAUAGUUCGCAAGUAUCAAUCAAACCUCAACCUCAAUAGGAUUUAUCAAAGAAGAAAGUCUUAGGCAGAAUCUUACGAGUAGACAGGUUGUUAGCCUCUUGAAGUCUGAAUUUGACAGGGAGCCAAUGGAGAGAAGCUAAACUUAGAGAAAUAUAUCUUCUUCUAACUUUCAUCAGAACUCUGGCAGCAGCCCAGUAUCAGUGGAAGACUUUUAAGAGAUUGUUGGGAUAUCAAGAUAUUAAAAAACUGCAAUAAUCCAGCCUGGACGUUUUAAAAGCAUGGACCAGCUAUGUGUGUGGAUUGGUUAUCUUUGGAACAUUCUUUAUGCGGUGUUUAAAUGACAAAUCCUGAUCCAAAAUAAUUCUUUACAUUAGUACAGUAAGCAGACCUAAUACCAUCCAAUUUAAGUGAAACGCUGCAAAGUUUGUGCCUAAGAUUCUCAGGUUCAAAAUACAUAACCUCUGGUUUGUCUGAGUUUAAAAGCAAAAAAUGAUUUGUCAUUCUGUAUGUGUUUAUGUCUCUAAGACAUGUAUGGGAUAAGUCUUGUGCCAGCAGGAACUGAGUUUGAAUUACUCAGAUUGAAUCUGUAACCAUUAAAUUCAGUUUCAAU
Austrofundulus limnaeus is the source of this 5673-nucleotide messenger RNA. RefSeq names its product contactin-4. Gene Ontology annotation, biological process: axon guidance; brain development; cell-cell adhesion. Gene Ontology annotation, cellular component: axon; plasma membrane. The record is from RefSeq and is a predicted model, not a curated record. Bases 692 to 3781 code for a protein of 1029 amino acids. The transcript is spliced from 23 exons. Gene Ontology annotation, molecular function: cell-cell adhesion mediator activity. NCBI's taxonomy places the organism in Eukaryota, Metazoa, Chordata, Actinopteri, Cyprinodontiformes, Rivulidae.